UGGAUCCACAAGAAAUUUUACCAUUCCUCGAAGUAGAUUUUUGCCGCGUGCCGACCAUAUAAAAUCGGAAAAUCCUAGUCCCUCCAUUGCCCGCUUGCCUCUACGGCGCCAUCGCCGUCUUUCCAGUGCGGUUCAAAAACAUGCUUAUCCAGUUACAAACCCUGCCAAAGACUCUAGCUUGGCAUUCUUCUUUGACUCCAAGAGCUUCAUCUAAGCCCCUUGAAGCCAAUCCGGCACCCGUUCGCCUCGCCGCCGCACCCAGCACUAACUCCGGCAUCAAAUUCCAGCAAAAGAUUCUCUACCUCCGAGAACUAAGAGUAAAUCCAUUGAAGGCCCUCAAUCAGAACCCAGAUUUACGAUCUGCCCCUCUAGCUUCCCUAAAAUCAGUAGAAAAUUGCCUCUGCUCAAUGGGUAUCCAGCGUUCCGCCCUAGGCCGCAUUCUCGACAUGCACCCCAGUCUCCUCACCUCAGACCCUUACGCCGACAUAUACCCUAUCUUCGAUUUUCUCCUGAAUGAUGUCAGCAUCCCCUUCCCCGAUAUCAGCCUGUCUAUCGUGCGUUGCCCUAGGCUCUUGGUUUCCAGUUUGGAGACCCGAUUGAGACCCACAUUGCAGUUCUUGGAGGAGUUCGGGUUCGCGGGUCCAUAUAAGAUCACCUCCCAGAACUCCGUGUUGCUUGUUUCCAGCGUUGAGCUCACUCUGAAACCUAAAAUUGAAUACUUGAUGGGAUUAGGGUUCACUUACAUUGAGGUUGUGAAUAUGGUUCUUAGGUGUCCUGGACUGUUAACUCUUAGUAUAGAUAAGAAUUAUAUGCCGAAAGUUGAUUACUUUCUGAAGGAAAUGAAUGGAGAUUUGGAGGAGCUGAAGGUCUUUCCUCAAUUCUUUUCGUUUAGUUUGGAGCGUAAAAUAAAGCCACGCCAUAGGCUUUUACUGAAGUACGGAUUCUCACUCUCAUUGGUGGAAAUGUUGAAGGUCAGUGAUGGAGAAUUCCGUGAGAGGGUUUUAGAUAUGAAGUUGCAGCUGGUGGACAACUGACAGUUGUUAUUGUCUGAUGAAGCCUUCUUUAAUCUUCUUUUGGAUGAUAGUUUGUCUGCAAAGGAUCUUGAGUUCCUCCUUAGUUUUGAUUGUGAUAUGAUUAGUGGUGGGGAGGACUCAGGUGAUACUAGAUCUGUGAAUGGGAGGAAGAAGCUUUAGAUGAAGUGGAGAAUGAAAAUGUUCAAAUUGAUUCUUCAAUUCUCACACCUUCAUUGCGUCCAAAACCUCUUCUCUUCCAUUUUGAGCAUGCUUUUCUAGAUGAGAAUCUUAAAGUCCCUGUUAUUCUUGGAUCGGGCUUGAGCUAUCCCAAGUCAUCCCAAAAAUCAGCAUGUCUUAAUUUACUUAGUGAGCAAAGGGAAGCUCUAAACUGUCUGCGCUUCUUUGUUAUGAAGCAACGGUCAGUCCAUGCAAUUUUGGACGUGAUUUUCAUUAUGGGUCAUCCGGAAACAGUCUCUCUGUGCUUUAGUACAGGGGUAAGACUGCAUAGGUGGGAGCCUUUGCGGCACUGGGGUAAAUGAAAAUGAUGAUGAGCAAAGAGAAACUCUAGCCCGGAAACUUUCUGACAUGAAAGGAAUCAAUGGUCAAGGAGGAGCUCAAUGUGGUGGACGAGUGGAGGCCUAUGGCUUAUGAAAACUCUAAACUCGAUAAAGAGCGCAUCAAAGCCUAUUAUGACCGACAUAUCAAACAAGUUAAGGAGUUUCACGAGGGGUGAUAGGAGAGGAUUUAACAACUGGGGAGCAAUGCCCCCUCCAAGGGCAGGGCUAUUGUGAGGCGAGCAGACUGCAAGGAAGCAAGUUAUCGAAGUCAUCAAACCACGGAAAGAGAUUGUUGAAGGGGAAUGUGAUGUGAAUCUCUUGAAGGUCGUAAUAUUUUCUAUCAGAUGUGAUGAGGCCCUAUUUUUCCAUGGUCUAAACUUGAGGGGUUGCAAAUAUGCCCCAAGAUUAUGGUGGCGGAGUCCAAAAGUUGUGUUAUAAAAAAAAAGGGAAAUCAAAUUUGGAGCAGUUUUUGUCAUAUAAGCAAUCUACCGUUGGAGCAUGUGUACCCACUUUCUUACUUUGGUCUGCCAGAAUUUUUGUGUCAUACUCCCUCUUAACCAUAGGAGUAUAGGACUAAGUCAACUUUUUUUUGUUAUCCAAAAAACUAUGCCAUUUUCCUAACUAAUUAUCUGUUCAAUAGGUUUCCUCGGUACAAACUUUAAUCAUACAAUUUAUUACUUUUCUGUUUUUUCACCUAAUUCGAAUUUUGUAAAGGGAUAGAGGUAAUAUUAUAGUUUUUUUAAUACAUCAGAAAAGAAUAUUAUAGUUGGUUGUAUUUGUUAUUCAAAGCCAUUCAUAUGUUAGUUGACAAUUUUCUUUAGAGACAAGUAUUAUAAGCUACAGGAGUAUACAUAUGCUCAUAUUGAAUCC
Molecule: messenger RNA, 2440 nt
Organism: Cuscuta epithymum
Lineage: Eukaryota; Viridiplantae; Streptophyta; Magnoliopsida; Solanales; Convolvulaceae
Source: the annotation of a GenBank genome assembly